AUGUCCUCCCUGUUCGCUCUCUGCAUUGGCCAUCUAGCAUUCCGCAUGGAGGGUGACAAGAUCCACAUCGAGUGCACGUUCUACUUCGACAAGGGGGAGUUUGAAGUGAAGGAGCAUACCAAGCAAUGGCCAGUCUUCUGCCAGCACUUGAGCAAUGGCUACCUGAUGAAUGAGAUUGCUCUCAGCCACAAGGCAAUCUUGGCGAUGGUCAAGACACGAGCUGAGCAAGCAGGCUACAAGAGAGAUCUCUUCUCUGGCCACAGCCUUUGUGCUGGCAUGGCUACCAGCUUCAUCAUCAGUGCGCUUGAGAGGAAUGGAGCUAAGACUGGCAAAGCACUCGACAAGGCAAUCAACACCACAGCAGUGAUAGGUCAGGUCGACCAUGAGUUCAAGGUCAAUGAAGGACUGAAGAAGCAUGAGCAUGAUGAAUCAAAGAUUCCGACAACUUGGGCCAGGCUUCCAGUCACCAUCCUGCACUCAAUCUACAACUCAUCACUUGAGGAGAAGUGGCAGAACCAAGCAAGAGAAGUGGUCAUGCUCGAGACCAGGAGCAUCAAGAUAGAAAGAUCACUACGUGGUCUGGAAGCUGAACAAGUGUGCACAUGGGAUUGGGCCAACAACGACAAGACUCCCGAGGAGAGCGAAAAGGUGAAGGCGCUGAAGGUGCAGCUGGUCAAACUCACAGCACAGAAGAACAAGCUUGCUUGGACUCUAGCAACAGAGAGGUGGUGGAUGGACUGGGUCAAAGAUCACUGCGCCAAAGAAGCCUUCCAGGCAAUGGAAGACGAUGAAAAGUUGCACGAGGCACUUGCAAAGGCGUUCAAAGAGAACCAGGCACAGAUCACCAAGAAGGCGCGCAAGGAACUGAAGCUGCUCAAGCGGCAGAAUGACGACAAGAAGGUCAAGGAGCACCAGCAAGCUACGAAAGCGGCCUCUUCGGCCAGAGCAGGAGAGCAGGAUCGCUUGACGAAGGCUGUAAAAGGAAGGAAGAUCCAAGUAUCCAUCAACAUCGGGCGUCCGCUGUUUGACAAGCUCAUCGCAACGGAGCCACCCUACUAA
Molecule: messenger RNA, 1059 nt
Organism: Acanthamoeba castellanii str. Neff
Lineage: Eukaryota; Discosea; Longamoebia; Acanthamoebidae
Exons: 7
Coding region: 1-1059 (352 amino acids)
Source: RefSeq, a predicted model, not a curated record